GCGCAGGUGCACUAGGAGCCAGUGGACGAGGGGGUGCCAGCUCCAUCGGCUGAUGGACCCGAACGCUCGCGGCUGAAAUGCUCAGCGGUUGUUCGCUGUCAACCUUCACGGCGGUUUGGAACUCGUACAGCGGUUUGACGGCAACGGUGUGUCAGUCGUUCGGUGUGUAUGUAAUCUGUGGAGCGGGGGACCGGAUCGUCGGGGAAGAUAUUGUAGUUACACUCCGUCUUCCUUCCACACCCCCCUCUCCCUCUUCAGGCUGCGCAGAUGACGUGCGCAGUGGCUUUGUGAAGUUUUGUGGAUCGGGGAAAAGAGUCAAAGCCAAAGAGACAGUAGAAAAAUCUUGAAGAGACUUGACAAAUUCUCUUCACUGUGCAUGGAAGCAAAGCUAAUGCGCAGUCCUUAUUCUGAGGCCUUGCUGUUCGAAUUAUUGAAUUGACUGCUGGGAGAUAAAGUGACGUCCAUUACGUAUGAUUUUGAAGUUACUUCACGUCUCAAGAUGAAUUCCUGGGAUCGAGGGCUGUUCUGUGGUGCAUCAGUGCUCGACCAGUAGAGGUAGGAAUGGAUGUCACUAGUCGAUGUACACUUGGUGACCCCAACAAACUGCCGGAGGGAGUACCACAACCAGCCAGGAUGCCAUUUGUAUCAGAUAAACACCCUCGGCAGACUUUAGAAGUGAUCAACCUCCUGAGGAAGCACCGGGAACUCUGUGAUGUGGUGCUGGUUGUGGGCGCAAAAAAGAUUUAUGCACAUCGAGUGAUCCUAUCAGCUUGCAGCCCCUACUUUCGAGCCAUGUUCACAGGUGAGCUCGCAGAAAGCCGGCAGACAGAGGUGGUGAUCCGUGAUAUCGACGAACGUGCCAUGGAGUUGCUGAUUGACUUUGCUUACACAUCUCAGAUAACGGUAGAGGAGGGGAACGUGCAGACCUUGCUGCCGGCUGCCUGCCUGUUGCAGCUGGCCGAGAUCCAGGAAGCAUGCUGUGAGUUUCUGAAGAGGCAACUUGAUCCAUCCAACUGCUUGGGAAUCAGAGCUUUUGCUGAUACCCACUCCUGCAGAGAACUGCUGCGGAUUGCUGACAAAUUCACUCAACACAACUUUCAAGAGGUGAUGGAGAGUGAAGAGUUCAUGUUGUUACCAGCCAAUCAACUUAUUGAUAUAAUUUCCAGCGAUGAGUUGAACGUGCGGAGUGAGGAGCAGGUUUUCAAUGCAGUCAUGGCGUGGGUCAAAUAUAGCAUUCAAGAGCGACGUCCGCAGCUUCCCCAGGUAUUACAACAUGUUCGCCUGCCACUGCUCAGUCCCAAGUUUCUGGUGGGUACAGUUGGUUCUGACCCCCUCAUCAAGAGUGAUGAGGAGUGCAGAGACCUUGUGGAUGAAGCCAAAAAUUAUUUGCUUUUACCACAAGAACGACCCCUAAUGCAAGGUCCAAGGACAAGACCUCGUAAGCCUAUCCGAUGUGGUGAGGUUUUAUUUGCAGUUGGAGGUUGGUGCAGUGGAGAUGCAAUUUCCAGUGUUGAGCGCUAUGACCCCCAGACCAAUGAGUGGCGGAUGGUAGCCUCCAUGAGCAAACGACGGUGUGGCGUAGGGGUCAGUGUGUUGGAUGAUCUCCUUUAUGCAGUGGGUGGACAUGAUGGCUCAUCAUAUCUUAACAGUGUGGAGAGAUAUGAUCCAAAGACCAACCAAUGGAGUAGCGACGUGGCUCCCACCAGUACAUGUCGGACCAGUGUUGGCGUGGCAGUGUUGGGAGGGUAUCUGUAUGCUGUAGGUGGCCAGGAUGGCGUCUCUUGUCUGAACAUUGUGGAAAGGUUUGAUCCAAAAGAGAAUAAGUGGGCACGUGUGGCUUCAAUGAGUACCAGACGGUUAGGUGUGGCAGUUGCUGUGUUAGGUGGAUUUCUUUAUGCUGUUGGUGGAUCUGAUGGUACCUCUCCCCUAAAUACAGUUGAACGCUACAGCCCACAAGAAAACCGUUGGCAUACUAUUGCGCCGAUGGGAACGCGUCGGAAACACCUGGGGUGCUCUGUUUACCAAGACAUGAUCUAUGCAGUUGGAGGAAGAGAUGAUACCACAGAGUUGAGCAGUGCUGAGAGGUUUAAUCCUCGCACUAAUCAAUGGUCUCCAGUUGUGGCUAUGACAUCACGCAGGAGUGGUGUUGGCCUUGCAGUUGUUAAUGGGCAGCUGAUGGCAGUGGGUGGCUUUGACGGCACUACUUACUUAAAAACUAUUGAAGUUUAUGAUCCAGAUGCAAAUACAUGGAGAUUAUAUGGAGGUAUGAACUAUCGCAGACUGGGCGGUGGAGUGGGUGUGAUCAAAAUGACGCACUGCGAAUCCCAUAUAUGGUAAUCUGUAAACUCUGGAAUCUUUGCUGCUAUUGGAUGCUGUAAUUGUUUCGGAGCAAAUAUUUUAAAUUUGGUGGAAUCUGGCUGCUUUUCAGUCAAAAGAAGAGAGUUGCUCUCCAUUAAGUAACCUGAAGACAGUUUGGUGCAAUACAUAUUCUGUGGAAAAACUAGACUUCUAGGUAAGUCUAGUGACUAGUUCUAAGGAUGUUAAUAUUGGUGCCUACUAUUUGUGUGUGGGGAAAGCUUUCUUACUGAAACCAGUUGAUAGUACCUUGGUGGUUAAACUGGAAGUGCAAAAGAGUUGCAUACUCGCGGACAGAGAUGAAAUUGAUUUUCUAAUCUUUCAACUUUUGAGGAAUUUAAAAACUGAGGUGAGAAGAAGUAUCAGUGUGCAGCAUGACAGAAGAUUCUUCAGAGCAACUAGCAUAUGGAAACCAUGUGCAAACCUACAGUUGCCUAUCAAACCGAACAGUUCACAAUUCCACAUGUUGCAGUUUAAAAAGGAAACUGUCAUGAGUGUUAAAUGAGCAAAUGAAAGUUCUUUUAGUUGCUGUCCACUAGAGAACCAUAGUAAUACCAUGCACAGCUACUGUAAUGUACUUUUUUCCUGAUGUUUACUAUUCUGUUUUUGGUGCAGUGAAUGUGGUUUCUUCUAUUCAGGAUAUAUAACAGGAGUGUUACAUAGUCCUGUGCUCCCCGAAAUGUUACAUAACUGGAAACUUCUUGAAGGGCACUGUAUUCAUGAGAAAGUGUAUAGCAAACCUUUAUUCCCUUCAGUCACAGGAGCACAAAAUGAUAUACAUCAUGUCACUUGAGCAUGAAACUGUUAUAACCAAAUAUGGUGCAUGGCUCCUCCUCCCGGAAGCCAAAAAAAAAGUUUGGAAAAGACUUUCUCAGACUUGACUGAAAAAUAAUUGUUCUUGAACAGUAUUUCAUCUUACCAGACCCCUCUCAUUUGUGCUUACAAUGUUACAAUGAAAAUUUUAAAAAGUUGGCUACAGCACCUCUGCUGCUCGUGAACAUUAAGUUAAUUUUAUAAAUUGGUUGGUUGGUAUGGAGCAUUUUCAAAGCCUUUGACAAAUGUUCAGUAGUAAUGAGAUUUUUACAAAGGAAUCCAUUGCCUGCCUUUGUCACUAGGAUGGGUAAUAACAGUUUACUAAGGCUAAGUGACCUUUUGAUUGUAGAUGUUCUAUAUUUUGGUCAUAAGAUUAUCUCCAACAGAAUGGUAGAAAUAUCCAGGUAUGAUCUUAACUGACAAAAAUCUUCUUGACAGUGACCAUUAUGGUAUUAAGGGAUGGAAGUUUGGAAAUUGGAUCUUAAUUCAAAGAAUUGACCUUAUCUGCAGUAUUUUACUUUGCAGUGAUCGGAACAUUGCUAUUGUGCAAGACAUUCAGUUUGUAAAGCUGCAGGUAUCUUCAAUUGUUCAAAUGAUCAUAGAUGUUUCAUUUUAUUCAGCAUUCACUUCAGUUGGAGCUAGAGAUCAGAAGGACCCGCAAACGUUUGUUUCAUGUGCUGUAAUAGCUGUUUUAGAUUCCUGUUGUUUUGCUUCCCCUUUCCACAAAAUGAUGGACUUUUCAGACCUAGUGUAAAUCCAGAUCUAAAUGAUAAUUUCACAUUUUGCAAAGAGAAGUUGUCAAAGAGCUUCACAGAAUUAAAUACUUUUUGAGGGGCAGUCAUUAUUCUAUGGACAAUUCUGUACCAGUAAUCUGAGGGAUGGGGUGAGCAAUAGUUAAUUUUUCUUUCUCCUUCAUGCUCAUUAAUUAGGGAAAGAAUAUUGCUGAAUGAUUUGCACAAAUCUUGUUGUUUGAAGUAGAUUUGCAGAAUUACUGUCUGGCAGUGGAAUGUCAUUCUGCCACUGAAGUACUCAAUCACGUCCUACUCUUGGUUGAUGUUUUACAUUCUAAUGGUGUAGGCUAGGAGGUAGACCAUUUUGCAUUGCGUUGCUGUAAACCAGUAUGCAGAAUUGUUGACAUAACAUUUCAAUCAUAGCCCUGAAUAAUUCUCUUCUACAGAUAUUUUACACCAGAACACCUACCCCAGCCACAUGUAAUGCUUUGCAGGGCUUGAAAACCCCCUUAUCAUUUAUUGAAUCUAAUUGAAUGCGUAGUGCUUUGUCUUUUUUUCUGGGGAAAAAAAAAUUAGCACUCUCAAAUAUUCAAAUGUCAGUAAAAGUCUUGGUGUUGAGGUGUUUGGUUUUGUUUUUAAGAAAAUCUGUACUAUGUCCCAUUUUAUUGUAUUUAUUGUAAACAGUUUAUUGAAUCAGAUUCCAGAAAUGUUUUCAGUAAAUUGAUCUGGAAGAAAUCCAUCUUGUUCUUUCAACCUCAAACUUUAUCCAGCCUAUUGUAUUAAAGUUUUAUUAGUCACACACUGUUACAAUGGCAUAGAAAUAAACCUUUUACCGCAUCAAGUCUGUCUUUUUAUCCCAAGCUGUUCAUGCUAAUCCCCCUUUCCUACUUUGAAUGUUCUUGAAUUAUUUUAAAUUAGAAUAUUAAUAGACUCUAAGAAAAACUUGCAUUUAUGUUAUAACUUUCAGGACCUUGGGAUGUGUGCUUUAUAAUCAUUUAAAGAAAACAACUUAUUCCUAUUGUCACAUAGGGAACAUGACAGGCAUUUACUUACUCUGAGCUCCCACAGAAAUUUGAUAGUGCCCAGAUAAGAAGUUUUAGUGCUUUGUCAGGAUAAAUAAUGGCUGAAACAUCGGAGAACUGAAACAAACAAGAACAGAAAUUGCUGGAGAACUGGUCUGCUUUUCUUAGUGUUAUGUGAUCUUUUACCUUUGUUGAACCUCUCGCAUGCAGUGGUUAUAGUGUCAGCUGAGAUUCUGUACUCGUGGCCAUGGAGUGGCACCUGAUUCUACAAUGGUCUGACUUGAGGGUAGCUUGUGUCAAAAUUUUCUUUCUUAAUUCUUCAAUAAAUCAUACUUGUUUCACAACGAUAUAAGUUAUCCAGUUUAAAACAUUAUUUUCAAAAUGUUGUUUAAUUAAAAAAGUGUAGUAGGUGAUAGUUGCAGCAACUAUCUGACACCAGGCAGAAUCAAGGCAAGGAAUAUCCCUCAAAGACAGUCAUUUAAUACAACAUAUUAAGCUGUUGCACCUUGUACUUAUCAGGGUUUUUUUUUCAAAUUCAGGGUGUCAUAUUAGUACUUUUCUAUAAUCUACAUAGCUUUGGUUGCAAGGUAUGCACAAAGUGCACAUGAAAUGCCUAUGACAGACAAUUGUGCAGUGGUUAGUGCAAAGCAGCAAGGUACAAUGCCAUUUUUGUAUAUUCGCUAUGCUUCCUUCAUGUGAGCAUAUUGCAGUUUCCAUGUGACAUGUUUGUUUGAUAGGAAUGGAUAGCAUCAGCCCCAAAAUGUGUAUCUCACAGAUGAGAUGAACAGCUCAAACGCAGCAGUAAUCGAAGACAGUUAUUUAUUAUAAAUUAUUUUAGUUUUUCCCUUAUCCAGUGAGAACUGAUGUCACCUCCUUUAACUUUAAAAAAAAAAUCAAAUUACCACGUUAGUACUACCAUAUUUAUUUGCUAUCAUUGCUAAGGUAGAAAUGUGCAGAAGGAAUAUUAGUUGUGCUGCUUUGAUUAUUAAGUUUCUACUAUUGCAUCACUUCGAAUUUUUCAAAAGCAGACAAGAAAUGAACAAUUGUGUAUUUUCCACAAAUAAAAUGUUUUGUUUACAUGGAAACACUACUACCUGCAAGUUUUGCCAGCCACUCCCAUCAGGACUUUAAAAUAUGAUCACUGUUCUUUAAGCGGUUUGGAUCAAAAUCCUGAAAAUCUCUCCCUAAUACUAUCGUUGCUGUAUUUGCACCACAUGGACUAUGGAUGGGUGAUAAAUACUGGCCUUUCCAGUGAAACCCACAACCUGAGUGAUUUUUUUAAA
Molecule: messenger RNA, 6204 nt
Organism: Rhincodon typus (whale shark)
Lineage: Eukaryota; Metazoa; Chordata; Chondrichthyes; Orectolobiformes; Rhincodontidae
Gene: klhl20
Product: kelch-like family member 20
Exons: 13
Coding region: 562-2337 (591 amino acids)
Molecular function (GO): protein binding
Source: RefSeq, a predicted model, not a curated record